UGUUUGUCCAAACCGAGUUUUAGAAGUAGAACGCCCAUUUUGCUUGCAGCGCCUGCAUCGGUCGGUGUGCUGACAGAUCAACAGACAGAAUAAGACAAAGAAACGCAAUGGACGGUGAUGUUGCAGUUGGUGUGAAGAGAGGCUCAGAUGAGCUCAGCAUGUACAGCAGCAGCCCCAGCUCCAUGGCCGCUAACGGUAGUGACAGUAAGAAACAGCGCCUGGACGAGUCGCCCCCCUCCAGAGUCCUGCACAUCAGAAAACUUCCCAACGAAGUGACAGAAACUGAAGUCAUUGCUCUGGGGCUGCCCUUCGGAAAGGUCACUAAUAUAUUGAUGCUGAAGGGGAAAAACCAGGCAUUUUUAGAGUUGAGUACAGAGGAAGCAGCAAUCACUAUGGUGAACUACUACUCAGCCGUCACACCACAGGUCAGAAACUCUCCAGUCUUCAUCCAGUACUCCAACCAUAAAGAACUGAAAACAGACUCUGCUCUGAAUCAGAGAGCUCAGGCGGUGCUGCAAGCAGUGUCAGCUGUUCAGGAUGGAAGCUCUCCUGCUUCUGACCAAGGAGUGUUGGAGCUCGCUCCACCUCCCAGUCCUGUACUCCGAAUCAUUAUUGACAACAUGUUUUACCCUGUAACACUGGAUGUUCUACAACAGAUCUUCAGUAAAUUUGGAACUGUGAUGAAGAUCAUAACCUUUACUAAGAACAACCAGUUCCAAGCUCUUCUGCAGUUCAGUGACCCAGUCAACGCACAGCAAGCUAAACUGUCGCUGGAUGGACAGAACAUCUAUAAUUCAUGCUGCACUCUACGGAUAGACUUCAGUAAACUGGUCAACCUCAAUGUUAAAUACAACAAUGAUAAGAGUCGUGAUUACACCAGACCAGACCUCCCUACUGGAGACGGAGAGUCAACCAACAAGGAUCACUCCUUACUGGGUACCCCAUCUGGAGCUCUAGCCUCCUACUCUAGUGGCGGAGGAUUCUCUUCUUCUCUCUCACUCUCACAGGGUGGAGGAGCCAUCAGCCCUCUGAGCGCUGCAGCGGCGGCGGCGGCAGCUGCGGGCCGUGUUGCUCUGUCCGGGUCUGGAGUGUCGGGGGUCCUGUUGGCAUCCAACCUAAAUGAAGAGAUGGUCACGCCUCAAAGUCUCUUUACCCUCUUCGGGGUCUACGGUGAUGUUCAGAGGGUGAAGAUCCUCUACAACAAAAAGGACAGCGCUCUGAUCCAGCUGUCUGACGGGAACCAGGCUCAGCUGGCCAUGAGUCACCUGAAUGGUCAGAAGGUGUUUGGUAAAGUGAUGAGAGUGACGCUGUCCAAGCAUCAAACCGUCGCUUUGCCCAGAGAAGGGCUGGAUGACCAGCUACUAACCAAAGAUUUUUCUGGUUCUCCACUCCACCGCUUCAAAAAACCCGGAUCCAAAAACUUUCAGAACAUCUUUCCUCCCUCUGCAACACUUCACCUCUCCAACAUCAGGGAUGGAGUUGGAGAGGAUGAUCUCCGUCUUCUGUUUUCUAACAGUGGAGGAACGGUCAAGGCCUUCAAGUUUUUCCAGGACCGUAAGAUGGCUCUGAUCCAGAUGUCGUCGGUGGAGGAAGCCAUCCAGACUCUGAUUGACCUCCACAACUACGACAUGGGAGGAAACCACCACCUUAAAGUCUCCUUUUCCAAGUCCACCAUCUAACCUGCACACCAGCUCUGAAACAACGAGUUCUCUGACUAGAAGUCACGGCAUUUGUCCUCUUUUGAACUUUUUCUGUGAAUAGUUUUCCGUUGAAGUAUUUUAAAGAAAAGCUAAUUCCAUUAAAGCAGCAGCAGCGUUUAGCUCGGCAAGUUUCUAAAAGCGUCUUAUCGUUAAAAGCUGCUAAGCACCAGCUCCCUGUGGUUUUCGUUCAGUCAAGUGAAGUGAAGGUCCGUCGCAACAUCAGAGUGUUUACAGGUGAAAAAGCCUCAUCUGGGAUUAAGACAUGGAAUUAUAAUUUGUGUCAGAUUUCAGCUUUGGUAUCCAGAGAUGACCCCUCAGCGGGGCAGUUUCAGCUUUUAGACUUUUAUUGGACGUUUGAGGUUCGUUCUUCAUAAACUGCUGAGACAUCAUCUUGUGCUCCUAAGCAAACUGCGGUUUCCUCCACCAUCGGGUGUGGUGAGCUGAUGGCUCGUGUUGUGACACACUACCAGCUAAAGUCAGGGGCUUGAAUCAGAACUCGGAUCUGUUUGUGUGUUUGAACGUUUCACGUCUUUUUUUUUUAUGUAACGAUCAAACAAAGUUGUUUAAAAUGUUGACAGAUCAGAUCUACGCAUCUUAGAAUUGCGUAUCUCACUUCACUAACUUCAGUAACUUUUAACCACAGGUAAAAAAGUCUGCCAAGUUCAUCAUGUUUUCGGGUAUUUAAAUCCUCCGAACGACCAGGAGCUGGGUGUGUGUGGAAAAAAAAUUCAGUUUGAAGCUUGUUCUUAUUUCACAGGAGGACCAUUUCUGUUUCACAUCCUUUCUUUGUUUAAAUUUGGAGUCAACAAUGCUGAAUCAUGCACCGAGUUCACCACAUGCAUCGUUAAAGGUGACAGUUUUUACAUUAAAAUCCCAGUUUUGUUAGAAAAGCAGCCAAAAACACUGGACGCGUGCUAACGCUGUCCUUUUAAACGAAUAAUAAACAUGUGAUUCUGGUCUGGCCUGUUGGGACCACAUGUGCCUUUAUUCUCUGAUCUGAUUGUCUAAACGGAUCAUUUUAUUGGUUUGUGGUCUAAGCUGACGUUAUUCCCAGUCCUCUGUCUGUGUGAUCGUGUUCUUCAAGCAGAGAUGCACACAGCAAAGCUGGGUCACCGUUCAUCCGAGCUCUUCAAAGUGGUUUUAUUUUCUUUAAGGUAGGAACAUUUUUCUUUGCUCUUUGAUUUUCUGUUAAGUUUGUUGUAAAACUUGGUUUCUGUUUCUUUUGUGAAAACAUUUCAGACUAGCACAAAUUAAACUUGUCUUUUUCUACCAACCAGUUCAAGUAAAAGUGUGGUUUUGUGUACGGAUAGUUUGGUCUCUUGUAUCUUACCUGUAAUAAACUUCUUUCUGUC
Nothobranchius furzeri (turquoise killifish) is the source of this 3052-nucleotide messenger RNA. RefSeq names its product polypyrimidine tract binding protein 2b (gene ptbp2b). NCBI's taxonomy places the organism in Eukaryota, Metazoa, Chordata, Actinopteri, Cyprinodontiformes, Nothobranchiidae. Gene Ontology annotation, molecular function: mRNA binding. The record is from RefSeq and is a predicted model, not a curated record. Gene Ontology annotation, biological process: regulation of RNA splicing; mRNA processing. Gene Ontology annotation, cellular component: nucleus.